AUGUCGAAGAGAAACGAGCCAGAGCAUCCUGAAACCAAACAUCCAACAACCAAGCGAGCAAAGGAAGUCGAUGCUCAUACACCAUAUGACGAACUUGCCGGUCUCUUGUCAGAGCAAAAGGAACCAAAAUCGGUUCAGAAUGUACUGCACUGGUUUCGCAGCAAGGACCUCCGCAUCCACGACAACAAGGGAUUACACGCUGCUUCCGAGUUUGCCAAAAGUGCAGACAAGCCUUUGCUCUGUGCUUACCUAAAUUGUCCAGCAGAGUUUCGAUGGCAUGGAACCAGCCCCGCACGGACUGAUUUCAUAUGUGAAAAUCUGAGUCUGAUGCAGCAGGAGUUGCAUGACCUAGAUAUUCCGCUGGUCUUUCUGGAGGCUCCAGAGCGAGAUGAGAUUGUGCCGACGGUGAGCAAGUUCAUUCGGGAAAAUAAGAUCUCCCAUGUGUUUGGGAACUACGAGUAUGAAGUCGAUGAGCUCAGACGAGACAUCAAAUUCCUCCAGGAGGCCAAUUCUGAGUCCGACGGCUUUCAAGUUUCCUUACAUCACGACCAGACUGUCAUGGAACCGGGAACCAUGUUGACUGGGGCUGGAACGCCCAUGAAAGUCUUCACACCUUACCACAAAGCAUGGCUGGCUGAGAUUCAUUCCGAUCCCAGUCUCCUCGACACGGUCCCCGCGCCAUCGAAGAACUCGGUAUCAGCAAAGAAAGCUCUCAAAACGUAUUUUGACAGUCAGGCACCGUCUCCUCCCAAAGAGAAACAAUUCAGUAGCGAAAAAGAGAGGACAUCUAUCCGGAAGCUCUGGCCUGCUGGUCAUGAAGCUGCCACGUCUCGACUCCAGGAUUUCCUUGAAAACAAAAUCGAGGACUACGCGGUAACACGUUCUAAUCCGGCCAAGGACUCGACAUCUCGUAUGUCACCUUACUUCAGUGCUGGGGUCAUCUCAAUACGUGAAACCCUCACCGCGGUACGCAAAGCCAAUCGUGGAUCGGCCGACUUCUCGCAAUCCCAUGGGCGAUCUGGCAUCGCGGGAUGGGUGCGUGAGAUCGUGUUCCGGGAAUUGUACCGACAAACGACACUGACGACGCCACAUACAGCAAUGAACAUGCCACAGAAUCUCAAGUUUGAUUUUGUGGAGUGGGAGGACGACGACGAGGGAUAUGAUCGAUGGGAACAGGGCACUCUGGGGGUACCUUUCGUAGAUGCGGGGAUGAGACAGCUCAAUGCCGAAGCAUGGAUGCACAACCGGUUGCGGAUGAACGUGUCGAGCUACCUGUAUUGCAAUUUGUUGGUCGAUUACCGUCGUGGCGAGCGAUACUUCGCAGAGACACUUAUCGAUUGGGAUCUGAACAACAAUACGCAAGGCUGGGAGCCCAGCUAUACUGUCUUCAAUCCUGUCAGCCAAGCAGAGAGAAAUGAUCCCAAUGGUGACUAUAUCCGCAAGUGGGUACCAGAGCUGAAGGACGUGAAAGGCAAGGCUGUUUUUGAUCCUUACAACCGAUUGAGUCGGGAGGAAUUCGAGAAACUCGGUUAUCCGAAACCAUAUGUCGAUUGGCAUGAGACCAAGCAGCGUGCUUUGGACAGGUUUAAAAGCGAUAUGAAAGACGCGGACCCUUGA
Exophiala bonariae is the source of this 1617-nucleotide messenger RNA. RefSeq lists its product as uncharacterized. The transcript has a single exon. Lineage: Eukaryota; Fungi; Ascomycota; Eurotiomycetes; Chaetothyriales; Herpotrichiellaceae. Gene Ontology annotation, cellular component: nucleus; cytoplasm. The record is from RefSeq and is a predicted model, not a curated record. Gene Ontology annotation, biological process: circadian regulation of gene expression; entrainment of circadian clock by photoperiod. Bases 1 to 1617 code for a protein of 538 amino acids. Gene Ontology annotation, molecular function: DNA binding; deoxyribodipyrimidine photo-lyase activity; FAD binding.